This is a messenger RNA of Dama dama (fallow deer), 877 nucleotides long. RefSeq names its product transmembrane protein 91 (gene TMEM91). The coding region runs from base 150 to 695 and encodes 181 amino acids. Gene Ontology annotation, cellular component: membrane; intracellular membrane-bounded organelle. Lineage: Eukaryota; Metazoa; Chordata; Mammalia; Artiodactyla; Cervidae. The transcript has 4 exons. The record is from RefSeq and is a predicted model, not a curated record.
CGCUGAGAGGGGCACCGGGCUGAGCGUGGAAACCUCGAGCCCGCAGCCAGGCCUGGACCCCGGGGAGAGCGGGGCUCACUGAGUGUCCCCACCCUGGGCGGCAGGGUCGGGUCGGGUGUCGGUGCAGGGAACCCAGGUGGUCCCGGCCUAUGGCUGUGGGCGGAAGGAGCCUCUCCCCAGCCAUGGAGAGCCCCAGUCUUCGAGAGCUCCAACAGCCCCUACUGGUGGGUGGUGAGCUUCCCAUCCAGAAGUCCAGUGAGCCUGAGCUGGGGCCUCCCUUUCGAGAGACAGCCUUUGUGGAGUCGCUGAAGGGUUGGCAGUUCCUGCCACCAUCUCUUCCUUCUGUGAGUGCAGGACUAGGGGAGCCAGGGACCCCCGACUUUGAGGAUGUCUCAUCCAGUGACAGUGACUCGGACUGGGAUGGGGGUGGCCUCCUCUCCCCGCUGCUACCCCACGACCACCUCGGCUUGGCUGUCUUCUCCAUGUUGUGCUGUUUCUGGCCCUUGGGCAUCGCCGCCUUCUGCCUGGCCCAGAAGACCAACAAGGCUUGGGCCCAGGGGGACGUCCAGGGGGCAGGGGCCGCCUCCCGCCGAGCCUUCCUGCUGGGGGUCCUGGCCGUCGGGCUGGGUGUGUGCACGUACGCGGCCGCCCUGGUGACCCUGGCCGCCUACCUCGCCUCCCGGGACCCGCCCUAGCUGCCCCUGCGGCCCCCGCUGUGAACCCAGAGGCCGGCUGCCCAGCGCGUCUGCGGUUGGAGUGGAGAGUCCCGGUGGACGGGCGGCAGCGGCAGCAUCCAGAAACGGGAGUGGGCUGGGCCGCCCCCUCCCUCCCGCCUCCCUGGAGGCCGCAGAGAGCGAUUAAACACCAGACACUCUUG